AUGGAGGAGACACGAGAAGAUGCAGGGCCGUCAGAACAAGGGUCAUCUAAUGUCAACGUAUCAUGGUGGCCUUCAGAUUUUGUUGAAAAAUUUGGAUCUGUUGCUUUGGAUUCUCAAGACGAGACAAUAAAUAAUAAAGAAUCUUCUAGACACUCUGACAAAGAUGUUUUGUCACCUAUGAAAGCAUCACAAAUUCUUUGGCGCACUGGAGUGCUUUCAGAACCAAUACCAAAUGGUUUUUAUUCAGUCAUUCCGGAGACAAGACUCAAAGAACUUUUUGAUAAUAUUCCUACCUUGGACGAGCUUCAUGCUUUGGGCGGAGAGGGUUAUAGAGCCGAUAUCAUUCUCGUGGAUUUAGAGAAAGAUAAAAAGCUAUCCAUGUUGAAGCAACUGAUUGUGGCAUUAGUUAAAGGAUUAAACUCAAAUCCAGCUGCAAUAAUUAAGAAGAUAGCUGGAUUGGUUUCUGAUUUUUACAAGCGACCCAGUGUGGAAAGUCCAGCAAAAGCUGCAUUUGAUGAAACCUCUCACAUUUUUGAGAAUCGAGGCAUCCAGAUGCUGGGGCAAAUAAAGCAUGGUUCAUGUCGUCCUCGAGCUAUAUUAUUUAAAGUAUUAGCGGAUACUGUAGGUCUUGAAAGCAGACUUAUGGUGGGCUUGCCAAAUGACAGGGCUGUUGAAUGUGUAGAUUCAUACAAACAUAUGUCAGUUAUAGUUGUAUUAAAUUCGGCGGAAAUGCUGGUUGACCUUAUGCGAUUUCCGGGUCAAUUGUUGCCAAAAUCAACAAAGGCAGUUUUUAUGAGUCAUAUAUCUGUGGCAGGAGAGAGUGAUUCAGCAGAAAACGAUUCAUGUGAUUCGCCGUUAGAGCCAAACAGUCCUUUAUUUGGAGUUUCAGAAAGUGCUGAGAAGGAGGAAAACCUUCAAUUCCAUAAAAGAUUUGAAGCGUCUUCAAAUGUAACAGGCCUUUCCCUGAGAAAUAUGAUGUUACGAUCAAAUAGCAAUUUGAGUUUGUCUCAUAGUGAACCCAAUAUUGCAACUGCAUUUGGUAGGCGUAGUCGGAGAAAGGUUAUUGCUGAGCAGAGGACAGCUAGUUCAAGUCCAGAACACCCAUCAUUUCGAGCACGUGCGCGGUCCAUGCUUAGUGGCGAUAAGACAGAAUUUAGAGAUUUUGCUGAUGACCAGGCUACAUCAAGAUCCAGCUAUAGAUCAGAUGGUGCAUCCUCAUCAGAAGUUCGUAGGAUACGACGAAGAAGCAUCAGCAUUACGCCAGAGAUUGGGGAUGAUAUCGUAAGGGCCGUACGGGCAAUGAGUGAAACACUUAAGCAAAAUCGUCUUAUGAGAGAGCGAGUGGAUAAUAAUUCGUUGCCCCAUUCUACAAAAAAUCUUCAGAAAAAAGUGCCAAAUUUCCAUCAUGAUGGUCAUGAUGAAAGGCCUAGCUUAUAUUCUUUUCAGCGUGACCAAGUAACAUCACAAAAGGCAAUCUCAUUACCAUCUUCACCACAUGACUAUAGAAGUCAAUCUUCUGAGAGAAGCGAGUUAUCAAGAUAUGGAGUUAAUGAUGAAACAGAGUCGACCUGGAAUAAAGUACUUGAAUCUCAAAUGUACAAUAACAAACCUUUAUUGCCAUAUGAAGGAUGGAGUAUUGACUUCUCUGAGUUAACUGUUGGAACUCGUGUAGGGAUUGGCUUCUUUGGAGAAGUCUUUCGUGGCAUAUGGAAUGGUACAGAUGUUGCAAUCAAGGUUUUUCUAGAGCAAGAUUUAACUGCCGAAAACAUGGAAGAUUUCUGUAAUGAAAUAUCUAUUCUGAGCCGACUCCGACAUCCUAAUGUUAUCUUAUUUCUUGGUGCAUGCACAAAACCUCCACGUUUAUCUAUGGUUACGGAAUAUAUGGAGAUGGGGUCAUUGUAUUACUUGAUACAUUUGAGCGGUCAGAAGAAAAAGCUCAGUUGGCGGAGACGACUAAAGAUGAUGCGUGACAUAUGCAAGGGUUUGAUGUGCAUACACCGUAUGAAGAUUGUUCACCGAGAUUUAAAAAGUGCAAACUGUCUAGUGAACAAGCAUUGGACCGUGAAAAUCUGUGAUUUUGGGCUUUCAAGAAUAAUGAUAGAAUCUCCAAUCAGAGAUUCUUCGUCAGCUGGAACUCCAGAGUGGAUGGCUCCUGAACUCAUACGAAAUGAACCAUUCAAUGAAAAAUGUGAUAUCUUUAGCCUUGGGGUGAUACUGUGGGAGCUGUACAACUUGAGCAGACCAUGGGAAGGCGUACCACCGGAGAGGGUGGUUUAUUCUGUUGCUCAUGAGGGUUCCAGAUUGGAGGUUCCUGAAGGUCCAUUAGGCAGGCUGAUUUCAGAUUGUUGGGCAGAUGCUCAUGAACGGCCGAGUUGUGAUGAGAUUCUCUCUCGUUUGGUGGACCUGGAGUACUCACCGUGUUGA
Messenger RNA from Lathyrus sativus (Indian pea), 2424 nucleotides. NCBI's taxonomy places the organism in Eukaryota, Viridiplantae, Streptophyta, Magnoliopsida, Fabales, Fabaceae. The record is from the annotation of a GenBank genome assembly.